This is a messenger RNA of Platichthys flesus (European flounder), 2914 nucleotides long. RefSeq names its product lipase maturation factor 2a (gene lmf2a). Gene Ontology annotation, cellular component: endoplasmic reticulum membrane. NCBI's taxonomy places the organism in Eukaryota, Metazoa, Chordata, Actinopteri, Pleuronectiformes, Pleuronectidae. The transcript is spliced from 14 exons. The record is from RefSeq and is a predicted model, not a curated record. The coding region runs from base 113 to 2281 and encodes 722 amino acids. Gene Ontology annotation, biological process: protein maturation.
ACGUGUCCGCCCUCCGCCGGCUACGUUAAAUCCCGCUCGGCUCGUGGGAACCAGGCAGCGGAAAGUCAGCUGGGAACACAGCCGCUUUUCGGGUUAGCAACUCGGUCCAGAUAUGGGGGAAAUAGUCCUACCGAGGCGCAUGUUCCUCUGGAGCAUGUCGCUCAUCUAUUUAGCCGCCUUUGUGUCCCUGUACGUGCAGAUACCAGGUCUGUAUGGUAACGACGGGCUGUUGCCGGCUCGUUGGCAGCUGCCGUACAGCGGCAAGACCCUGACCGAGCAGCUGCUGUCCUCUCCCACCCUGCUGUGGCUCGGACCUCGGCUCGGCCUGGACACGCACACUGCCAUGGAGCUGCUGUGUCUCAUCGGGGCGGCGCUGAGCCUCGCCGCCAUGCUGGUGGAGGCCCUGCGAGACAGCGUGGUUUUCUUCUGCCUCUGGGCCUUGUACCUGUCCAUGUACCAGGUGGGCCAGGUGUUCCUCUACUUCCAGUGGGACAACCUGCUCCUAGAGACCGGGUUCCUCUGUAUCCUCGUUGCUCCAUUGACAAUAAUCAGAGGGUCACGAGGGGUCAGGGAGCACGAUCGCGUGACCUUCUGGCUGACCCGCUGGCUUCUCUUCCGGCUCAUGUUUGCCUCUGGUGUGGUGAAGCUCACAUCACGCUGUCCCACGUGGUGGGGCCUGACAGCUUUGACGUAUCACUAUGAGACUCAGUGUAUUCCCACUCCUCUGGCCUGGUUUGCCCACCAUUUGCCCGUGUGGUGGCAGAAGUUCAGCGUGGUGGGAACAUUAGUCAUCGAGAUCGCUGCACCUUUUUUGUUCUUCAGUCCUCUACGUCGGCUCAGACUCGGCUCCUUUUACUUGCAGGUGCUGCUGCAGGUGCUCAUCAUCUUGUCCGGAAACUACAACUUCUUCAACCUGCUGACGUUGGCGCUCAGCCUGUCACUGCUGGAUGAUCAGCAUGUACUAUUCUGGCUACGCAGGGCAGACACGACCGACAACAAUAAGUCCAGACUGUGGGCGUGGCUGUGUUACCUGGUGGAACUGGCAGUUUGGUCCCUCAUAGUCUUCGGAUCAAUUAUGUGCUUUGAUCUGAAGAUGGAUAUGGCGAAGAAUGCCAUCUCCUCCAGGACAGCCAUCACAUUUCACCAGUUUAACCAGUUUCUGAAGGCUGUCACAAUCCCCUCUAUCUGGAUUGGGGUUCUCUCUCUUACCUGGGAAAUGAUAACAGCGAUGUUCAGGUGUGCAUGCGUCUCUGGUUUCCUGAAGAGGUUUUGUGGCACCGUUCAGUGGACCGUGCUCGCUGCUGCUGCUGCUGCCAUGUUCACUGUCAGUCUGGUGCCCUACACCUAUAUGGAGCGUGACUCUCAUGACAGGUUGUGGCCAGGAGUGCGUCGGACCUAUGAGCUUGUGGAUCGCUACCAGCUGGUCAACUCGUACGGUCUCUUCAGAAGAAUGACAGGUGUUGGCGGGCGGCCAGAAGUGGUCAUCGAGGGAAGCCAUGAUGGAAUCACGUGGACGGAGAUUGAGUUCAUGUAUAAGCCCGGGAACCUAAGUGCACCUCCCGCUGUGGUGACGCCUCACCAGCCCAGGUUGGACUGGCAGAUGUGGUUUGCUGCCCUUGGGCCUCACACACAGGCUCCGUGGUUCACCAGCCUCAUGUACAGACUGCUGCAGGGAAAGAGAGAUGUGAUCGAGUUGAUUCAGACGGAUGUGUCCCAGUAUCCGUUCCACCAGGAGCCUCCUGCCUACGUCCGAGCUCAUCGCUACAGAUACUGGUUCACUCAACCCAAAGCUGAUGGUUCUUACCCACAGCGCUGGUGGAGGAGGGUCUAUGAUGAAGAAUUCUAUCCCACAGUGCACCUGGGCCACACGGCCCUGGAGAGCAUGCUCAAUCAGCACGGACUCAAGGACAAAUCGCCACCACGUCCCAGGUCCAACAGGACCGUUGCCCAGGGGGUGAGGUGGGUGCGCUCUCAGGUCAGAGGAGUUCCUGCCCACAUACUGAUCUGGACCCUCAUUGCCUGCAGCGCCACCCUCUGUCUCCUCCAGGGAUUGCUUAAAGGGAACAAAGAGACCCCACUUACUCAUGAGGCUGCUGCGACUGUGAAUGAUCCUACAGGCAAUUCAGAUGAUCAUAAGGAGCAGGAGGAAGAUGAAGAAGAGCACAGUGAAGAUGAGGAAGAAGAGAAGGACCAUGUUGGUGAUGACGAAGAGGGUGAGGAGGAAGAAGAAGAAGAGGAGGAGUACGAAGAAAAAGAGAUCUUCCAAAAGGAAAAGUUAUGAUAAAGUUUCAGGUAAUGACUACUAUCACCGCCUGCCUUAAUGAAAUUCCAAAAUAACCAAAGAAAUAUUUUGUCAUUCUAUGUUAAUUUUAUUUCCAAAUAAGCUAAAUGACAGGAAAAAAAUAAUGUAAAACUGUACUGUGACCGCCUGCAGUACAGUGUUUGUAAGUCAUUUGUCUACAAACCAGUCACCUAAUCCCUGUAGGUCACUGGUUUUCAUUCAACAGAUCUCAUGUAACAGGUCACACAUUUUAAAACUUCCCUCAUUGGAUUGCUCAACUUUCAAAGGAAAAGUGAUUCAGCAGAUCAAAUCAUGUGGAAUCAAAGUAGAAACACUGAAUUUGAAUUAUAAGACUUGUUCUGAUUUGUUCAUGUUACUGUGCCACUUUGUCUUCUGUUUGUGUAAAGUGUAGUUGCACUUGUGUUUUUAUGUGUGUUUGUCCUUUGCCUCUACUGCUGUAUGCACAGAACUUUGAAAAGCAACUCUAUACCUUUUCCUUAUUUUCACACCACUGUGCCUUUUUGCACUCUCAGUAUUCAAGAUGAAAUAUUUCCACUAAAUGUUGCAGUACUUAAAAAAAAUGUAUUUUUAGAAGAUGAAAAUGCCUUGUAAUAAAAGUUUUUCUUUAAAGUU